AUGUCCGCGGCCCCCACGCCCGCCAAGUCUUCAAAACCGAAGAAGGAAAAGGAUAAAGAACGCAAAGGCUCGCUUCCUCUAGCAUCUGAGCGUCUCAAGACCGUAGUUCGACGAUUGCCGCCCAAUCUUCCCGAAGAUGUUUUCUGGCAAAGCGUGCAGCCCUGGGUCACUGAGGAUACAGCCAGCUGGAAGAUAUAUUAUCCAGGGAAACUGCGUAAAAAAUUAAACAAGGAGAACGUGCCAUCUCGCGCAUAUAUUGCAUUCAGAACGGAGGAUCAGCUGGCUCUUUUCAGCAAAGAGUACGACGGUCAUGUAUUCAGAGAUAAAGCCGGGAACGAGUCACAAGCCGUGGUGGAAUUUGCGCCAUACCCCAAAAUACCUUCUGAUAAGCGGAAGCCAGACAAUCGUAAUGCGACUAUUGAGAAAGACGAAGAUUACAUAUCAUUCCUCGAAUCUCUCAAAGCAUCUGAGAACCAGGAACCUGUAUCGUUGGAAUCGCUUAUUGCUUCCUCUCAGCCACCCCCUCCACCGAAAACAACACCCCUUCUGGAAGCCCUCAAAGCAGAGAAGAGCGCCAACAGGGAUAAAGAAGCUAUACUACGCAACCACGCCCACUACCAGAAUAUCCUCUCCAGGAAAGAGGAAAAGAAGAAAACAAAUGCGGCACCUCCACCUAGCAAGCCUUCUGAAUCUGCGCCAGCAGCUUCAGCUUCAACGAAGAAGGGUUCCAAGAAGGGCGCAGGUCCAUCUGGAAACGCAGAGUCCAAAGCGUCCAAAGCGUCUGGUCAAGGGAAGAAUGCUCCAAAUGCAAACAACGCAAGCAGCAAUACCCCUGCUGCAGGGCAGUCCACAGCGAAACCGGCCAAACCACCACGCGCACCGCGGCCCCCUCCUGCCGCCAAGCAGGAAAAGGAGAGCCGUGCUCCACCCACCAUCGCUGUCCCGCCCUCUGCCUCUGCUGACACCAACCAGACAGCCUCGCCAGCAACACCUACCACCACCGCCACCACUGCUCCUCCCCGGCGCACACGUCCUGUCCUUGGUCUAGGGUCCCGCCAAUUUGAGGCUGCAUUGAGCGGAGUGGCCGGGCUCGCUGUGGCCGCUACCGAAAGGAAGAAACGCGAGAAGGAAAGAGAGAAAGAUAAAGAUAAAGAAACGAAAGAAGGAGGAUCAAGCGCCGGUGCUUCAGCGGCGCCUACAUUUGCUAGGAUAGACGGUUCGGAUAAUGAAAAACCAUCUCCAUCACCAACACCAACACCGGCACCUCCGCAUUCUCCAAGGAAAUCGCGACGUGGUCGUGGUGGCGGAGGAGGGGGAGGUGGUGCUAGUGGAGAAGCACCUCAAGUUAAAGUGCCCAGCAUUUUGCAACGUGCAGAUGUUCCUCCUGUUGUACGGAAAGAAGGGCCUGCGGGAGUUGUUGUAUUGCCAGAAGUUCCAGCUGGACCAUCCACUUCCGGUGGAAGUGCAUCACGCGGCGGCGGACGUCGUGGUCGUGGAGGCGGAAGAGGUCGCGGCGGCGGCGGUGGCGGAGGUGGUGGGGGUGGUGGUGGUGGUGGUGGUGGUGGUGGCGGUAAUGCUCCCAAAGGAGGGUAA
Messenger RNA from Psilocybe cubensis, 1593 nucleotides. RefSeq lists its product as uncharacterized. The transcript is spliced from 5 exons. Gene Ontology annotation, biological process: nuclear-transcribed mRNA catabolic process, nonsense-mediated decay; positive regulation of translation. Bases 1 to 1593 code for a protein of 530 amino acids. NCBI's taxonomy places the organism in Eukaryota, Fungi, Basidiomycota, Agaricomycetes, Agaricales, Agrocybaceae. Gene Ontology annotation, molecular function: mRNA binding. The record is from RefSeq and is a predicted model, not a curated record. Gene Ontology annotation, cellular component: cytoplasm; nucleolus.